This is a messenger RNA of Mucor mucedo, 1041 nucleotides long. RefSeq lists its product as uncharacterized. The coding region runs from base 1 to 1041 and encodes 346 amino acids. The transcript is spliced from 7 exons. The record is from RefSeq and is a predicted model, not a curated record. NCBI's taxonomy places the organism in Eukaryota, Fungi, Mucoromycota, Mucoromycetes, Mucorales, Mucoraceae.
AUGUCAACUACAGAACUGCUACCAGGCACAAUCGGAAGUAUCACUACCAACACAUUCUGGUCUAUCUUCACAAUUGUCGCUGUAUCCUCUAUAUUCGAGACUUUAUCUUGCAACAGUAAAAAAAACAUGCUCCGUAAUGCAAGUCUGGUGAAUAUGCUUCUGGAUGAGAAAAUGCUCGGUGGUACUGGUGCUGGUGUUGGUAUCCCAGAACAUUACGGUCCGUCACUUUAUGAUUCGUGGGAAGAAACAGAGAGUGAAGAAGAAAUAGUAGUAGAAGAAGAUAUCGAGAUGAAUGUCUGGGAUAUAUGGAAGAAAACCCUUGACACUAAGCAGAGAGAUGGUGAUAUCGAUAAGUAUAGCUUGAAGCAUUUAAACAUUAUUCAACUUGGAAACAAGCUUGGUUCCAAGAUAACACAAAAAUACUACCCCAAAAAUUUAAUCAAAAAAACUGGACUCACACUUGAAGAGAUACCUUGCUCAUUCGUUGAAGAUAAUGAAUUCUACAAUAACAUAUUUGAUACUAUUGCUCUUUCGGAUGAGUUUUCCUCAAAUGAAGUACUGGUCGAAACGGCCUCGCUUGUAUUUAACGUCAGUGGAUUGUUUAUUGAUGAUAGUGAUGUUUACAACAACGAAAUAAGUUAUAACCACUACAUUAUAUGGUCAAUUCUGAACUCGUUAUCAAAAUCAAUUCAGAAGACUAAGUUUUCAUUGGGUGAAAAGAGAUUAGAAGCUGUAUCCCAGGAGCUAAAGUUGAUCCAUAAUGACAAUCAGCAUUUCUAUAAUGCUGAUGGUAUCGUCUCAAAUAUAGAAAGUAAGAUCGAGAUAGCAAUCUUGGAAACAACAGGCCCUUUACUUCAACAAAAUGCCCCAAAGGAAACUCAAGAUUAUAUCAAGGCUGGAUACGGUCUUGUCGCCAUGCUGCAUGUCAUCGGGCGAAAGUUCCAUUAUGACAUAUCCGCUAACGUUUUAUUUUAUGGUGUUUUUCAGCAACAAAAAUCAGGAUUUGGAGAGCAUUUAUGCCAGCAAGCAAGUUUUAUGUGA